This is a messenger RNA of Aspergillus viridinutans, 552 nucleotides long. RefSeq lists its product as uncharacterized. Lineage: Eukaryota; Fungi; Ascomycota; Eurotiomycetes; Eurotiales; Aspergillaceae. Bases 1 to 552 code for a protein of 183 amino acids. The transcript has 3 exons. The record is from RefSeq and is a predicted model, not a curated record. Gene Ontology annotation, cellular component: plasma membrane; fungal-type vacuole.
AUGCUCCUUGUCCAAAUCUAUCAGGGAGUCCGCUCCCGCACCUGGUCCUACCUCGCUUGCAUGACUGGCGGGCUCCUUCUUGAAGUCGUUGGCUACGGCGGACGCCUCAUGCUUCACUCAAACUCGUUCAAUUUCUCUGCUUUCCUCCAGUACCUCAUCUGUCUUACCAUCGGACCUGCCUUCAUCACCGCAGCCAUCUACCUGUGCUUUGGCAGGGUCAUUAUUGUCUACGGCGAAGGCUUCUCCAGGAUUAAAUCUCGAACAUAUGCCAUCAUCUUCGUGGCCUGCGACCUUCUAUGUCUCAUUCUCCAGGCCGCAGGGGGAGCCGUCACUGCCACCGCAGGACGGGACCAGGAUGACCUCCGCCAUACCGGGGUCAACAUCAUGAUCGCAGGUAGCGGCGCAGGUUGCAUCGCUGGGGGCGUUCAUGGCGCUUGCCAUCGAUUACCUGUGGAGACUGCGCCGACAUCGACAGUCACAGUCCUGCAUGCUCUCAUCCGGUGGCAGCUGGAAAUGGGGAGGGUUUCUCUGGGCCAGGGUGGCCGCCCCUAA